Messenger RNA from Guillardia theta CCMP2712, 1101 nucleotides. RefSeq lists its product as hypothetical. Bases 1 to 1074 code for a protein of 357 amino acids. The record is from RefSeq and is a predicted model, not a curated record. Gene Ontology annotation, molecular function: ubiquitin binding. The transcript has 12 exons. Lineage: Eukaryota; Cryptophyceae; Pyrenomonadales; Geminigeraceae.
AUGGACGCGACGGGGAAGCCGCAGCUGAUGGAGCACAUCAACAAGAGCCUGACGCUCACGAUCAACGACGUGCGGUGGGUGCCGUGCAGCGCUAGGUUCGUGCUGCUUGGCAGCCAUGCUCGGGGGACAGGAGCGAUGCAGGUUUAUGCCCUCAAUCAUGGGAAGCUGGACAUCAUGGUAGAUACAGAGAAGCAGCAUGGCUUCAAGUGCGGGACCUUCGGGGCGUCGAGUCUGGAGGAGAGGCACUUUGCGACGGGCGACUGGGACGGGAGGAUGGCUCUAUGGAACCUUGAGCACGUGGACCUUCCUGUCUUCUCGGUGAAGGCGCACACCGGUAUGAUCAACAGCAUCGACGGGUGCGGGGGGCUCGGUAUCGGCUUCGGGGCGCCAGAGAUUGUAACGGGAGGGCGGGACGGGGCAGUGAAGGUGUGGGACCCUCGGCAGAAGAACGACCCAGUGGCGAGCUUGGAGCCGAAAAAUGAGGAGAUUGCGAGGGAUUGCUGGACCGUUUGCUUCGGGAACAGCUAUAACGAUGAGGAGCGGUGCGUCUGCGCAGGGUACGAUAACGGGGAUGUCAAGCUUUAUGACCUUCGAACGAACCAGAUUAGGUGGGAGACUAACGUGCGCAACGGUAUCUGCUGCCUCGACUUCGACCGCAAAGACAUCCAGAUGAACAAACUGGUGGCUGCGACGUUGGAAUCUCAGUUCAAGUUGUUUGACAUGAGGACGUAUCACCCCAAGGAAGGGUACGAGAGCUUGACAGAGAAGGCCCACAAGUCGACGGUUUGGACCUGCAAACAUCUCCCACAAAACCGCGAGAUCUUCAUGACCGGAGGAGGCAACGGAAGUAUCAAUCUCUACAAAUAUUCUUAUCCGGCUCAACGAGUCAUCAAGGAUUCGGAGGGACUUGAAAAAGGGGUGAUGGGCACAUGCGAGCUACUCAACUCUCGGACAUUCUCUACUCAGCCCAUCAACAGUUUUGACUGGAACGCGGAGAAGGAGGGCCUAUGUGUGUUCGGCUCCUUCGAUCAGUGUGUGCGGGUUGGGAUCGUGACCAAAUUGAAUACAGUCUAAACAUGAUAAGUGAAGAAACCAAAAAUG